Messenger RNA from Amblyraja radiata (thorny skate), 1987 nucleotides. RefSeq names its product interleukin-8-like. Gene Ontology annotation, cellular component: extracellular region. The coding region runs from base 71 to 355 and encodes 94 amino acids. The record is from RefSeq and is a predicted model, not a curated record. Gene Ontology annotation, molecular function: chemokine activity. Gene Ontology annotation, biological process: defense response; immune response; chemotaxis. NCBI's taxonomy places the organism in Eukaryota, Metazoa, Chordata, Chondrichthyes, Rajiformes, Rajidae. The transcript is spliced from 4 exons.
GCUAAACCAACACACUCUGAAGACUGGCAGCUGCUGACAGAAGAGCAGAAGUGAUACAGACUCAUUGACGAUGAAGAUUCAGACACCAUUCUUGUUGAUAGCAGCAGUUGUCAUUUGCCUAGCUGCUCAUGGUCUAUGUUUAGCAAAUCCAAAAAUCACAAGAUGCAGAUGUGUGAAAGUCUCAUCUCAUUUCAUUCAUCCAAGAAACUUUCAGCACAUUGAUAUCUUCCCUCAGAACUCGUACUGCAGAAAGGUAGAGAUUAUAAUUACACUGAAGGACGAUGCAAAGAUCUGUGUGAAUCCCCAAACUACGUGGGUCAAAAAAGUGAUUAAUAUUUUGACCGCAAGAAACUGAAAUGCUGAAGAAGCUACCCGGAGACCUCCUAUUGCAGGUCAAUUGGCUGAAUGAAACAAAACACAACUUCCAAAGAACAGAUUAUAUAGUUACUGAACCAAGCUUUUGCCACUAAAUGUGCAUUGUAACAGACAGGCCCAGAGCUGAAAUGUUUUCUGUUUCCAGCCAUGGGCUCCAGCAUCUGCAGUCUCUCGCAUCUCUGAUUCUCUCACCUGUAUAUUGGUCCUAUCACGAUAUUCAGAAAUCCACAGAAAUCUUUCAAUCGUGUUUUACUCUUUCAUAUGAUAGCUUCUGAGCAUUAUUUUAAUAAUCAAAAUAGUUUUAUGCAUCAAUCAAAAUGAUAAAAGUGUAAAAUUACAAUAAAAUAUAUUUUUCUCCUGUUCAUUAAUAUCUGAAACAAUUAUUCUUUCAAUGGAUUUACAUGGAUUAAAUGCUAAUACCUGCAUGUCUUAUUAGUUGUUAUGAUCCAACAUUGACCAGUGUUUGAUUCUAGGAUUUCCAGAUCUACAAAGUAAUCAGAUAUAAUGGCAAUGUGAAAACAAUGUGAUGUGUAAUAAUUCGAGUAAAUAUUGGGCUAGAAAUUGAAGGGCUUCCAUUAAAAAGUGUUUGGGUGGCACUGUGGCUGGAAGGGAUAGAUACGUUUGUUUUGUGUGAGUUACUCACGUCUCCCGUCCCCUUAACCCCACCCCGCCAUCCAAACAAAACGGCAAGGUGAUCGUUGGGUUGCUGAUGGAGGUAGCCAGAGAGGUUGCAGAUUGUGGCUAGAGGAGGUGGGUUGAGUCAUAAAGCGAAAAUUGUGGAUAAAUGAUAGGUGAUCGGACUGGACUUAAGAUGGAUGGAUAUAGCUUCUAGAUCAGGCAAAAUAAAAUUUAUGGUCUCUUGAACCAAAGCAGCAAGCAAUUUGGCAGGGAACAAUUACCAAGACAUUCACAAUGUGGAACCUACCCAGAAGAGAAAGGGCACAUCAGUCUCCCUUUUACUGAUACAGCAGGCUUCAACCUGCAGCAGCAUGCAAGACCACAUCUUUCACAAGCCAGGAAUGUGAAAAAUACUUCUUCCCAAAUGAUGCCAAACCAGGCAAAAUAACUUUUUGAUACCAAUAAAGUCUCCAGCACUGUGAACAUCAUACAAAUGACAGGCUCAAGAUAAAUUUCCUGAAGUAAUUAAUGGUAAAAUUUGAUUGCCUGGUACAGAACCUGCACCAGAAAAAGAGAAUUUCAGGCCCAUUGUUCAGUGUCCUGAAUUUAGCACAGCUACAUUUUGAUAUUGUGGAAAACAGGUUGAUGAGCUAUUUUGAAAUUGUGGGUUUAUAUAUAUUUUGCUGUCAACAGUUUAAAGUACAUUCAAUAUUUUUUUAUAAAUGAAAUGGUCAAUACACAAUUCCAGUUACUGCUCAUUCUGUUCAUCUUUCAUUCCACUUUUUUUGUAUAUCAUUAAAAUUCCUCACAAAUUAGUUAUAUUUUUUUAACAAAUUUACACGUAUAAAUAGAAUAAUGUUCAGGAUUUGUGGAACAUCUCAAUUAGCAUGCAUCUUCAAGAACAUGUGUACCAAUUGAUAUGAAUAUUAAUGCUUUGAUAUACUGUGCACUGCUGUUAAUUGUUCACCUUUAAUAAAGGAUGUUUGUUUAGUAG